GGUGGAUUAGGGUUUUAAUUUCAUGGUACAUUUACGAUGAAUAUUUAUUCUAACAUCUUUGCGAAUUUUUGGAAAGUAAACGAUCAGAGAUUUUGCCUAAUUGUGCAUUAUUUCGGAUUUUCAGCACAUUAAUUGAGAUUUUUUUGGGAUCAGAUAAUCAAGAGGAUUGAUACUUUGUUUUAAAUUUUACUGGUUAGGGCUGAUUAGAGUAAUUGGCACUUGAGUAAAAUCUUAAUAUGGUUGUCAGUUGCUAUAACCUUGAUCAGCAAGUUGCCUUAAUCAUAUAAAUGUAUCUUUUCAUUGUGUCAAUUUAAGAGAGAAAGCUGGGAAAAGGAAGAAAUCUUGGAGUUACUUGAUUUUGCAUUAAUAAUAUUGAAUGAUAAGUAGCUAGCGUGUUGUACUUUGUUUCGCCUUACUCUUGAUAGUGAUAAUUUGAGCAUUACAUACUUCUAUAUGAAAUUUCCACAAUUUUUACCCCAUAUUGGCAAGACAUGAAGAACUUCUUUAAGCUAGUGGAAGUGACCAGCAAAAAUAGAGCACAUUUAAUUUUGUGCUGCGAGUGUAAAACAUCCUAAGCAAAGCUUUCAUGUGUCAAGGGAUAUUUCAUAAUUGCUAUCCUCCGAUGUUGGGAAGGAAGUUUUCGUGCACAAUAUCUUUGCCAAAGGCAGGGAAAAGUUGCGUACGGAGGCCUCUUUCUCCAACCCUUGAAAAGCUGAGGAACCUUGGUGCACAAUGGUUGAUCUUCACAAUAUACUCAGCAUAUGGUGCUACUUUGAAUUUCAGUUUGUGUAUGGCAGCAAAAGACAGUAGGGCGUGCCAUUUAAUCAUUUUGAUGCGUUCUUUGGUAUUACUAGCUCGUAUGUUCAUUUCUUCAUUAGUUGCUGGAGAGUUAGAUGGGCGUUUGUGUAUUGGGAUUUCAUCAUAAAAUACAAACAACAAAGGCACCACUCGUAAUGGAGCGAGCAGAAACCCGUAAUGAGAGUGGGCAUGUAAUUGAUAUAACAAGUAACAAUGAACCUUCCUCAUCUAGCACAACUCAAGAUAGACCCGUCAACGGGUCAAACUCACAGCAGAAUGAAGACCUGCCUACAACUAGUUUGAGUGAUCCUGUUUUCCAGCAUGCUUUUUCUACUGUUAAUGGAACAAAUGCAAGGAGUACACCAUUUGCUAGGAGGGGGGAUGGCCAUGGUCGUCGUAGGAGCCCAUUGAAUUCUGGCUAUUGGAUAUCUAUCGAAUUAGUUAUAACGGUAAGUCAAAUAAUAGCAGCCAUUAUUGUUCUGUCCUUGUCGAGGCAUGAGCAUCCUCGUGCUCCACUAUUUACAUGGGUUAUUGGUUAUGCUUCCGGAUGUGUUGCAACUCUCCCUUUGCUCUUUUGGCGAUUUCAUUAUCGCAACCAAGCAUCAGACCAAGAUCCAUCUCAGCCUCAUCAAGGUCCUGCUCCAAGCAGCCUUUCUGCUAUAGCCACCUCUUUCACUUCAUCUUCAAAUGCAAGGACGUCGGUAGGAGACACUCACAACACCACCGGUACGACAAUACCUGUAACGGUCUUGCUGAGAGCAAGACUCAAAGUACUUGUUGAAUACUUCAAAAUGGGAUUAGAUUGCUUCUUUGCAGUCUGGUUUGUGGUUGGGAAUGUGUGGAUUUUUGGAGGCCAUUCUUCUGCUUCUGAUGCUCCAAACUUGUACAGGUUAUGUUUAGUGUUUCUUACGUUUAGCUGUAUUGGUUAUGCAAUGCCGUUCAUCUUGUGUGCCACAAUCUGCUGCUGCCUCCCUUGUAUAAUUUCUGUCCUGGGCUUUCGGGAGGAUCCAUCACAGAAUAGAGGAGCCACUACAGAGUCGAUUAAUUCUCUGCCAACCUACAAAUUUACGAUUAAGAAGCAUAAGCAUGGACAUAAUAAAGAAACCCAAUCCGCUGCUAGUGAAGGUGGGGUUGUGGCUGCAGGAACAGAAAGUGAACGUGUCCUAUCUGGAGAAGAUGCAGUGUGCUGCAUUUGUUUGGCAAAGUAUGCAAACAACGAUGAACUAAGGGAGUUACCGUGUUCUCACUUCUUUCAUAAGGAUUGCGUGGACAAAUGGUUGAAGAUUAAUGCUUCGUGUCCCCUCUGUAAGAAUGAAGUCGGGGAGAGCGUUUUAACUGAACCGCAAUCAUAGAAGUAAGCAAGCAAGGCAGGGGUUUUCUAUUACACAUUAUGGGUGUUAAUAUGCAUAUGCUGCUUCUUUUAGAAUGUGUGUGUGUGUGUUUGUUUCAUAAUGAAGUGUUAAGUUUUGCAUUUCAAA
Molecule: messenger RNA, 2276 nt
Organism: Cynara cardunculus var. scolymus (artichoke)
Lineage: Eukaryota; Viridiplantae; Streptophyta; Magnoliopsida; Asterales; Asteraceae
Product: E3 ubiquitin-protein ligase At1g63170-like
Exons: 5
Coding region: 894-2150 (418 amino acids)
Molecular function (GO): zinc ion binding
Source: RefSeq, a predicted model, not a curated record